UAUUUCAAGCUUUGUAUUGUAGCCAACAGCUCAUUAGAACUCUGAACAACAAGCAUACUGCACAGCUGAAGCUAAGCUCUGGUCUACAGUGUGUUUCUAUAGGAUAAGUAAUGGCAGGCCAAACGGUGUCCAUGAAGGGGCCAGUGUGUCUAAUUGAGAACGACAGUGACGGGAAACUGUGUGUGGUCCGCAGCGCACUGGACACCCUGAGCCAGAUUGAGCAGCAUGUGGUAGUGGUGGCAGUGGUCGGCCUGUACCGCACCGGCAAGUCAUACCUCAUGAACAAACUGGCUGGGACGAACAAAGGUUUUGCCCUUGGAGCCACAAUUCAGUCCCAGACUAAGGGCAUCUGGAUGUGGUGUGUGCCCCACCCAAUAAAAUCAGACCACACCUUGGUGCUGCUGGAUACAGAGGGGCUGGGGGAUGUGGAGAAGGGUGAUGAUAGUAAUGACAACUGGAUAUUUUCCCUGGCUGUUCUUCUGAGCAGCACCCUGGUGUACAACAGCAUGGGCACCAUCGACAACUACGCCCUGGAGAAACUGCACUAUGUGACAGAACUGACAGACCUCAUUAAGUUGAAGUCGGUUGAGGGAGACAUUGAUGAAUCUGCAGACUAUGUCCGUUUCUUUCCGUCUUUUGUGUGGGCAGUCAGAGAUUUCGGACUAGAGUUAAAGCUUGAUAGAAAACCCAUCACAGCACAUCAGUACCUGGAGAAUGCUCUUAAACUGAAACAAGGUACUAGCAACAAGAUUGUUAAAUACAACCUGCCUCGUGAUUGUCUGCGGAAAUUCUUUUCCCCCCGUUGGUGUUUUGUCUUUGAACGUCCUGCCAACUCUGAGAAAAUGAAACGCAUGGAGGAGUUGACAGAUGCUGACUUGGAACCCUCCUUUGUGAAGCAGUCCAGAGACUUCUGUGACCACUUAUUUAAAGAAGUCAAGACUAAGACCAUGAUAGGUGGCCUGAAAGUCACUGGUAAAAUGCUCGGGAACCUGACAGAGAUGUACGUUGACAUGAUACGGAGUGGGCAGGUACCCUGCCUGGACAAUGCUGUGGUGGCGCUGGCCCAGAUUGAGAACUCCAGUGCCCUUGAAAAGGCCAAGGCCUACUACCAGCAGAGCAUGGCAAAGAUGGUGGUCUUUCCCACUGAGACCCAGCAGCAGCUGUCUAUGGUUCAUGCUUCCAUGGAGAGGGAGGCAGUGGCCAUCUUCAUGAAUAGUUCAUUCAAGGAUGAAGACCAGAAGUACCAGAAGGAGCUCAUGAAAGCGCUUCAAGAAGUAUAUUCGACAAUCUGUGAGAAAAACUCGCAGGAAUCCCAGAGGGCAUGCACGCACAUCAUCGAACACAUAUUUGCUCCCCUAAAGGUCCAACUUAGGAAUGGUUCCUACAUGACCCCUGGAGGAUACAAACACUACUGCGAUGAUCUCAAAAUGAUGACCAGCGAAUACAGAUCAACAGGAGGCAAAGGAGUGAAGGCUGAAGAGGUACUGAAGGAGUACCUGAAUGACAAGGAAAGCACUGGUCAGGCCAUCCUGUCAGCAGACCAGUCUCUAACUGAAGCUGAAUUGAAGGCCGAAGAGGAGAAAGCGAAAAGGGAGGCGUCUGAGCAAGAGAAACGAACCAUGGAAGAGCAGAUCAGAGUCCAGGAAAUGCUGAUGGACGAUCAGAAGAGAACACACGAAGAGCAUAAGAAACAGCUGUUGGAGAAGAUGGAGGCUGACAAGGAAAAUGCUAAAGUAGAGUACAAUAGAGUUCUGGAGGCCAAACUCAAGGAGAAGGAAGACCUCCUCAAGGAAGGGUUUCAUUGCAAAGCACAAGAAAUGGAGUCACAGAUAGAGGACCUCAGGAAGGAGCAGGAGGAACAGGAAAAAGCUAAGCCCUCAAAGUGGAAGCUAGCUCUGGAUAACAUUGGAACCGUUGCUCUAAUGAUUCCAGGAUGGGGCAAAUUAAUUGGAGUUGGUUUGAAAGUUGGGUCACAUUUCAUGAACUGAAGGUCCUUUAAGGGGGGAUGAUAGUAUACUACCAAAAUAUAGUGUUUCACCACCAUGUCCACUUUCGAGAAAGGUGUGGAUAAAUUCUAAAAUGUUUUACCUAUCAAUCAUUAGACUGAUUACUUUACAUUAACCACUGCCUUCAGAAAGUGUGUUCAUUUAGUUUAAUGUUUGUUUAAAAGGCAUAAAAACAAUAAAGAGUAUUUUUUAAAGGCAAA
This is a messenger RNA of Oncorhynchus nerka (sockeye salmon), 2206 nucleotides long. RefSeq names its product guanylate-binding protein 1-like. The transcript has 11 exons. Lineage: Eukaryota; Metazoa; Chordata; Actinopteri; Salmoniformes; Salmonidae. The record is from RefSeq and is a predicted model, not a curated record. Bases 111 to 1988 code for a protein of 625 amino acids. Gene Ontology annotation, molecular function: GTPase activity; GTP binding.